CGCGGUGCGCGGCGCGGCGCGGCGCGGCGCACUUGCAGCUCUCGGCGCCGCUCGCGUCAUCGCCGUCGGUGUGCCUAUCGACUAUCCGCUAUCCGCGCUUGCCCGUGAUUGUCGAGGAGCAGCGUAAUUUUCCCAGUUUGACGCACCGCCGCUGUGUGUACGACGAUGGAGGUGCAGCGGCUGUGCAAAGCAACCCCCGCUAUUGGCGAUGCCUCGAAGAAUCAAACUCCACCAACGCUUCUUUCAAGUUUAAGGAGUGUACUUUUCGUUAUUGGAACUGUGGUAGUCGGAUUCGCCGCUUUUUGCAAUUCUCUGACAUGGCAUUUACAAAGAUUCUGGGGUGCAUCCGGAGACUUCUGGCAAGCUCAAUGGGACAAAAUUUUGGAUAAAUUUGGAGAUGAUCCUGUUACGCUAUGGGUUUACGGAUCCUUAAUAUUAACGAUCGCGGUUUACUGGAUCGUCGGUGGAAUUUACAUUAUCCUAGAUAUCACCAACCGGCCAGCGGUGCUGCGCAGAUACAAAAUACAGCCCGGUACAAACGAGCCAGUGGACAAAAGGGAGUUAUGCAAAGUGAUCGCUCAAGUACUGUUCAAUCAGAUCGUCGUCGGCUUACCUAUUAUGUAUCUCGGCUAUUACUUCAUGGAAUGGCGCGGUUACCCCCCGGUGCGCGAGCUACCAACGUUCCACUGGGUGCUCGCCGAGAUCGCGAUUCAUAUACUAUGCGAGGAGAUUGGCUUUUAUUACUCGCACAGAUUUCUUCAUAAGCGUUCCCUAUACAAAUACAUACAUAAACAGCAUCAUGAAUGGACUGCUCCCAUAGCUGUGACUGCUUUGUAUUGUCAUCCCUUGGAAAAUAUUGGAUCGAAUCUACUUCCACCCUUCUUGGGUGUAUUCAUCAUGGGCUCCCAUGUAGCCACCGCUUGGAUUUGGUUCUCACUUGCGAUUCUUUCGACGUUGAAUGCACAUUCCGGAUAUCAUUUACCGUUUUUCCCAUCGCCGGAGGCACAUGAUUUCCAUCAUUUGAAGUUUAACCAAUGCUAUGGUGUGCUUGGCGUUUUAGACCGCAUCCACGGUACCGAUACACAAUUCCGCAAUUCGCGGAAUUACACACGACACAUAAUGAUGCUUAGUCUUAUACCGCCCAGGGAAGCUUUCCCAGAUGAGGCAAAGUACAAGUCAAAGUAAAGGGACCCUUCGAUAAUUCUAUAUGAAAGUUCUCUAAUCUCCGAAGAAAAAAUCUAUUCGCGUUGAAUGCAGCAAUGACCGAGUCGAAAACAAUAGAUAAAUAAUAAAUAUAAUCAAUUUUAUCUGGCUGAUAUUGAUAAGCUUUCUAAAAAAAAAUUGAAUUAAUUUAAAGAAAUGCGUUUUCGAUCGAUCCUUUUAUAGUCAGUCUCAAAUAUCUAUUUUCGAGAAUUCAUUCAAACACAGUUUACUUUUAUUCAUAUUCCUAUGAAGAAUAUUUUAUGAAGAAAAGAUCUCCUUAAUAUUAGACAAAUAUUGGUAUUAGAGAGAUAUCUUUUUCGAAUCAAUUUUUCUUAACGCUUUAUUUAUUUCUGUGUCAAAGUCUGAAAUUUUAUAUCUUUUUGGAAACUAAUUCAAUGUAUCAUGUAGCGCAAUAUUUUAACUUACUGGUUAGAGAAUUCUCGUGAAAGAAACUCAGCUAUUCGCUCAUUGAUCUAGUGAUGAUUGCUCUAGUAAUGAUUGUGUACAUACAAAUGCCAUUCAAGGUUGGACUGAAUAGAAAAAAAUAGUAAAAAGUUUCCGGAGGUUUAAGGCAUGAAAAUUGAAUUUAUACUUUAAAACUAUUAAUAAGAUAAUAAAAUUAUUAAUAAAAUCAAAAUUGAUUCGAUUUUACUUGAUUUUGGGAGCAACAAAAUAGAUUUUCUAUUAGCUAAAUGUUCGUUUAUAUUAAAUUAUUUGUUUUUAGAAAGCUCUUUAGUAAAGCUUUCAAUUUUCAGAUUUAUCUAGAUAACAAACGCAUGUUCAAAACUGUGACGUAGAAUGUCGUAAUAUGUCAUUAAAAUAUUAAAGAUAUCUAAGAAAAUGAUGUCUUAAUGAUCUUUAAGAUAUAUAAGAAAUGAUGUCUUAAUGAUCUUCAAGACGUCUUCGAUUUUUAACAUGAGUGCUCUCUGAGUAUACAUAUAUUAGAUUGAUUCAUAAAUAAGUUUCGUUGCAUGUAAUAAUUUAUUUU
This is a messenger RNA of Acromyrmex echinatior (Panamanian leafcutter ant), 2191 nucleotides long. RefSeq names its product fatty acid hydroxylase domain-containing protein 2. The record is from RefSeq and is a predicted model, not a curated record. Gene Ontology annotation, biological process: lipid biosynthetic process. NCBI's taxonomy places the organism in Eukaryota, Metazoa, Arthropoda, Insecta, Hymenoptera, Formicidae. Gene Ontology annotation, molecular function: oxidoreductase activity; iron ion binding.